This is a messenger RNA of Loa loa (African eye worm), 183 nucleotides long. RefSeq lists its product as hypothetical. The record is from RefSeq and is a predicted model, not a curated record. NCBI's taxonomy places the organism in Eukaryota, Metazoa, Nematoda, Chromadorea, Rhabditida, Onchocercidae. The transcript has a single exon. The coding region runs from base 1 to 183 and encodes 60 amino acids.
AUGUGUCUCGCAAGUGCUAUACCAAAUAAUCAUUGGCGAAUUUGUGCAUGUCACGAAGAUAAAUGCAAUGAAGGCGGUAUUGAUGAAAUGUUAAGAAAAUAUAUGAGUGUAAAACCAUUGGAAACGAGCACCCUUUCGUUGGAUUUGUUCGAUCGCGACAUUGAAAUAAUAUUGAAUGGUUAA